Molecule: messenger RNA, 2376 nt
Organism: Mollisia scopiformis
Lineage: Eukaryota; Fungi; Ascomycota; Leotiomycetes; Helotiales; Mollisiaceae
Exons: 1
Coding region: 35-2293 (752 amino acids)
Source: RefSeq, a predicted model, not a curated record
GGUCACAACCUCAACACAGAACAAAACACCAAACAUGCCUCCACGACGCAAAAGCGCUCCAGCAGGACGUGUCUAUAAGUCUGCAACUCCAUUGCAGCAAACAAAACUUGCGAAUCCGAAAAAGCGCAUCAAAUCCUACGGAAAGCAGACAACUAGACGUGCAAAGGAAGAUAGCACGCUCACGCAAAUUGGAUUUGUGAAGCUUAAGGACCGUCCGGAGGAGGAAUCUGAAGAGGAGGAAGAGGAGGAAGAGGAUGAAGAGUCAGACUACGAGAAGGCAUCCAAGAAGCGCAAGAGUAAGCGGAGGAAGACUGAGGGAGAUAAGCCAUCUGCGACUCCGCAAUACCAUACGCAAACUAUCACACAGCUUGAUUGGAGCUUCUCUACGAUCAACGAUGAUGAAGAAGAAGCAUCAGAAGAAGUGCAAGGAGAUGUAGAAGAAAGAGGUUCCAUAUUCGAUGUGCCAAGCUCCUCACAGUCAGUCCACCUCCCAAGAAAUUUCCAGAGACUUUCUGGUCCUGCCAGCGCUGGUCCAAGCAGGAGAGAAGAAUCGCCUAUUCUAGACAGGACAAGAGAGGAAACCUCAAACUUGGAGAUGCCCCCACCUCAAACACCUCGGAGAGUCUUGCCUCAAGAGAUCCCGUCCUCCCAAUCCCCAGCCACGCCCCUUUCGAUACAAUCCCGAGGCUCUACAAGACAACGUUCUCCCUUGAAAGAGAAGCCUGUCAAUGCUCCUAUACCAUUUAACACGAAUCGUAAGGCUCAGAAUGGUGCCGAGAAGCGUCCCAAACUCAAGAUAGAGGAUACCUUCGAAAGCAGGAAUACCACAAGCCAAGUAGGGGAUAUCCCUUUCUCGCCUGACAAACCUUCCAGUCCAGCGAAGAGCGUCAGAUUUGCACUUCCAGAACGCGAGGUCGAAGAGGAAGUCGAAACUCCUGCAACACCUUCUAUCAAGAAAGAAUCGACUCCAUAUCCAUCGCAGAUGGCUACUCAGCAACAAAUCAAGUUUGAGAUUUUCGACUCUGAUGAAGAUGAGGAAGAUGAUCUAGAUGAGGAGGAAGCAUCUAACCAAGCGGAAAUCGAUGCACCCGAGUCAGCCGUCAGUGUAUCUCAACCGCAACAUGACGAAGAGCCGGAGACUUUCUAUGGCGACAUUGGCCGAGAGACACAGUUUGAAGCUGAUCGUAUAGUAAGCUCACUAGCGGAAACAACAUCGAGCAAUAUAUCAGGAGAUACGGACGAAUCUGAAAAGGUUACGAGUGGUGUAACGCAGACUAGACAAACUCAAAGAAUUUCGAUCAAAGAAGUCAAUUCAAUGGCCCCUCGGACAGAGAACUCAGAUAUCUUCAUCUCAAUCCAUCCUCAACAUGUCACAAAUAUUGUCAAUCGGACGAAAAAUCACGAGAGGCGAAGCUGGGCAUUUUCUCCAUCAGUCUGCCGAGUAUGGAUAUACGAAACAAAGCCCGCCUGCUUAUUGAAAUAUAUGGCUGAGAUAAGUCCUGCAAAGAAGCCAGGUGAAAUUCUCGAUACGAACGGUCUCGGCAAUGCAGAAUUCAAUUCCAACCCUCGUAAGAAGUCUUGGAAUGCAUAUGAGAUCCUACAACUCUACGAGCUUGUAGAUCUAGUGCCACUCUCUCGGAUCGUUUCAAAUGGUUGGAUGAAAGCUGCACCUCAAAAAUUCGCUUGGGUGCCUCCAGCAGUAGCUGACGAGCUCAUUGCUAAUCUUAAGCCUCCAUUGUUCACCAACACUACUCAAACUGGGUCUUCACCCAGUGAUCCUGCUUCGUCGUCAACGGAUACCCAAGAGGUCGAGGAGCAACUGCUUAACACAAUCAGCCAAUUUACUCAGCCAGCUCAGCCAAGUCCGUCACUUCAGUCCUCGGGGCCUGCGACUAGUGAAUCCAUCAUUGUAAAAGCAGAAACAAUGCCACCACCGAGCUCCUUCCACCAGGAGACACCUGGAAGACCAAGCAGCCCUCCACAUCUCUCCCAAGCGGAGACGGUGGAUCUCACUCAAACCCCGCUUCCCAAUCACCCAUCACAAGCGGAGGAAGAUGAGAUAGUCUGGGAAUCGCCAGCUCGACCAGUAGCUUCAAGCACGCCUCUGAAAUUACCGACGCCUAGAUCAGCACGCUCAGACCGACAUGGCCCCGAUUCCAUUCUUCCUUACUCCAUGUCUUCAUCGCAGUUUCUGUCCAGAAGCCAGUUAUUACCGGAGAGUCUUCUAAAUGAGGUUGUACCAGGACCACCUCAAUUUGUACAUGAUUCCGACUCUGAGGAUGAUGAGCUUUGAUGCACGUGGUGGAAUAGCUGGGUAGCUCUUAGCUCUUUGGAAAUUGAACGCUGUCGUAUGACGAACAAGGCUAUAGGAUAUAA